This is a messenger RNA of Trichobilharzia regenti, 6896 nucleotides long. The record is from the annotation of a GenBank genome assembly. Lineage: Eukaryota; Metazoa; Platyhelminthes; Trematoda; Strigeidida; Schistosomatidae.
UCAACAGCUGCCUAGGCUCCAUAUUAAAGAUCAAAUGGACAACCAAGAAGAAUCAUCAUCAAGAAACUCUGGCAACAAGCUAUAAGAACUCUGACUUCUAUAUACGGUAUCUCGUUCCAAGACCGCAAAUUUGAUAUUUUUGUAGUACCGUGGUCUGGAAAUUAAGCUUUUCAACUAAUCUCCCCCGUGACCUUGAACAAUUCAAUUUUCCCGUAUUACGGAUGACAGAUGGGGAGUUUUUGUGUCCUUUUAUGUUUCUUACUUAUUCAUUUCCAAUUUGCCGUAGUAAACGUGGCCCUAAAGAGUCGUAAUCAGCCAGAGGAAGGUGACUUAGCACGCGGUGUCCCGCCAGAGUCAGAUCACAAAGUCGUUGUUAAUGACUCCAUCGAAGAUGUACCUAGAUCUAGUGAGUCCGAACCACCCAAUGUUACACCGGAUAUUGAAGAGAUGCAUGCCAGUCAGCCAGUCAUUCCUGAACCAUUGGUUUCCACAGACAGUCAAAAGUCUACAGACAAGGUUACUUCAGAUGGAUCUAUUUCAUCUACUAAUUUGCAAGAACCAGUCAAAUCUGUUCAUGGAGAUGUUAGGGGAUCUAUAUUGACGGAACUACCAUCAUUGGAUUCGGUAGCUGCCGAGAGCAUUAAUACACAUGAAAUUCCAACUUUCAAUGAGUUUCAUGCUAUGGUUUCUGAAGGAGCUCAGUCUCGCAAAAGUCAAGGUACGGAAGUUGGUGAAGACAAUGGGCCUAAAUCCGAAUAUGUUCUAGACGCUGAGGAGAGCAUCAAAAAUGCAUUGGAUUCUCAAACAUCAGACAAAGCAUCCCAAGUACAUGUCGAUACUAAUCCUUCAGUCAAAACAAUCAAAGGUCAUGGCAUCAAAGAAGCACUACUAGGUGACGGCACAGUUGCAACAGACAGUAGCAAUAUACCGUCAAAUAGUGUGAAGACUGAUUCACACUUAGAACAACAAUAUCAAUCGUUGAAGGGAAGUUCAGAUUCGGUGCCGGACGAUGAGACAAAUUCGAAGGUGAAUUCUCCUGUUACUCCUGAACCAAUAGUCACCAGAACAACAGUUCAUACGCCGAACAAAGGUGAUGUAACCUUGAGGAGAAACGUUGCUUCUGUAGCUUGUGGCGCAAAAAUGUUAGGUUCUAGUAAAGCUAUUAAAAAUCCAGAAGCUGUACUUAAUGAGAAUAAUGAUGAAUACAUGAAUGUUCCGUGUAGUGAAGAGAAAUGGUUAAUCUUGGAAGUUUGUCAGCCUGUUCAACUUAGAACAAUAGAAUUGGCAAAUUUUGAAUUAUUUUCAUCUCGAUUGAAGUCGUUCAGAGUUUAUGCUAGUGAUCGAUAUCCAGCAAAGUCAUGGGAGUUGAUUGGUACAUUCACUGCUCGAGAUGUUAAAGGUAUACAGUCUUUUAGUGUGACAAGUGGAAAAAUGAUCAAAUAUAUCAAGUUUGAAUUAACAGAACACUAUGGUUCAGAACAUUAUUGUCCAUUGACUAUGAUCAGAAUAUUCGGUUUAGGCUCUGAUGAUUUAGACGAUGAUGACGAUGAUGAUGAUAUUGUUGAUGUUGGUAUGGUGAAUAUCCAAGGCAUGCGUAAUAAUCACAAGUCUAUUGGUGUUGUUGGCGGUGAUAACAACAAUACAGCUGAAGGGUAUGAAAGUGUCAAGGUUCUAGGGAACGAUGCAAAUAAUUCACCAGAAUCGAAUGUUCCUCCUCAUCAAUCCAGUGAAGAUGAUAGUUCUGUUUCACCCUCCUCAUCACCAUCAUCAUCACCAUCCAGUAAUGAGGUGAAUGUCGAUUUCCAACAGAAUCAUUCAAAAUCGAAUGAAUUAGAGCCUUCAAUAACUCCUUCACCGUUUCGAACUACUGAAGAUAAUCAAAAUCUUGAUAGUAUCAGUAAAUCAUCAGAUGAAAAUAAUGAUAAUAAUAAUAAUAAUAAUAAUGCCGAUCGAUUUAUCGAUCAUUCAGUGUUAUUCUCUACUUCAGCGAAGAAUCAACAAGAUAAGAGUAUGCAUUCAUCAUCAAAAGGUGAUAAGUAUUUGAGUUUUUCUAAGAAUAACGGAUUCUGUUUGAAUAAUCGGUUGGAACGAUUAUUACAUAAACCUUAUUGUUUAGCUUUAUCUUAUCGUCAAUACCAUAGUGGUGAUGCUGAGAAGAGAUCUUCUCCGCCUACUUGUCAUACCACAAAGCUGUUGAAUACUGUCAAUCCACCAACUGGAAAAUCUCAUCUCCCUAUAAUACCUACCACUAAAACUACAACUACAAAAUCUACAACACAGAAGAAAGGCUCUAUUCUAGUCGCUAAUGAUGAGGUGAAGAAAACCUCGCCAAAUAAUAAUUUAACACUACAAUCACGUAAUAAAACAUUCAGUCAAGUGGUUGAUGAAAUCAGUAUUGUCUCUCGGUUGACAAAUGCUGUAAAACAUGCAGUGUUUGGAACAUUUUCACAGUUUUUCACGUCUAUGCAACAAGACUCCAGUACAAAUUAUUACAAUCCACUUGAAAUGAUGCCAACAUCAGAGCAUUAUACAAUUAUCAGCUAUCUAUUCAGUCAACAAGGUUUUACAAAUCGUCUCUGCAAAGAUUCAUUAGCCUAUUUAACAGUUAAUCAAAUUGAAGGAUUAUGGCAAUUAAAAUCAUGCCUUAUAUCACUGAAUGAAAUUUAUACCCUAUACUAUAAUAAUAUGCAAACAUCAUCAUCAUCGGAUGAUAAUAAUAAUAAUAUUGAAAAUUUUCUUCUCUGGUUACAAACAAUUCAUGCCUCAAAAUUAGAUAAAUGUCAACAAGCUGUGAAACAAUUGAAUUUAACACUUUUUUUCAAUUAUCAACUAUUAGAUUAUUAUGAUAUAGACAAGAGUAUUCUGCACAUGUUUAUAGCUUAUCAGCAUAUACAAAGGAAUCGAACUAGGCGACAGUUGAAUUUCAUUGGUUCACAAGACUUUUCAUUGAAUGAUUAUAACAAUAAUAAUAAUGAUGAUGAUGUGGAAGAGGGUUAUGGUGUUUGUUAUUCUGUUAAUUGGCAGUGGAUACAGUUGAAUAAAAUUUUGUGGUAUAGACCUACAACAAAUAAGUGUUCUAAAUUACCAUCAUUCCUGUCUUCAAGUGAACACACUGAUUCGUCGUCAUCUAUGCCUGAUUCAGUUUAUUCGGAUACUCCUGAGGAGAAUGAUGAAAAGCAGUUACUAGGGAAUAAUAAUUUUCAAUCUACUGAUAAUUUUGUUAUCGGUCGGAAUAUGAAGUCAUCAUCAGAUCAUCGUCGAUUACCAACGCGUAAAAUUGAUCGUCAACAUCCUAAUUUAGCUGUAGUUGUACCAGCUGAUUUAGGUGGUUCACGAAGAUCUACAGCUUAUAUGCGUUUAAAUAAUCGUGUUCGUAUUAUUGAGCGUAAUGUUUCAGUCAGUAUGAGGUAUUUAGAAGAAUUGAGUCAAAGUUAUCGUCGUCAAAUGGAACGUUUAUCACGGUCAUUCAAUCUUACUUAUGCUUGGUUAAAGGUAACAGCUCAUGGCGCUGAAGAACGUGAUCGUCAACAACAGAUUCGUAUUACACAACUAGAAGCACAGUUAAAUGAGAUUACAGCACGUUUGACAGCCAUUUCUAAUCAACCGGAUUCAUCAUCAUCAUCACCGUCGACUCCCACUAUGACUACUGCUACCACUACUCCCUCUCCUUCGUCGACAUCAUCUGAAUCCUGUAAUUCAGUAUCAGCUGGAUCAAAAUCAAGCCAUUUAGUUAAUCCAUCAAUACCACCACCAUUACCUGAUUUUGAAAGUUCCCCUGAGUGGAAUCCAUGGUUGAAAACACAAAAUGAUGAUUGGGACGUUGUUGUUGUCGGCACUGGUGGUGGUGGUGGUGGGGGUGAUGAUGCUGUUAACAAUGAAGAUGAUGGGGAAUUUGAAUCAGAUGAUGAUGGUGGGGGUGACACACCAGCACAUGAACACGAGGAUAUUUAUUCACCAAGAUAUAAUGGUAUUCCGUCAUUGUCUAAAAGUCAAAAGUCAACAACAGAAUCAUCGAGUGGUAGUAGUAGUAGUAGUAGAAGUCAUCAUGUCGGUGAGGCUAGUGGUAUCGGUGCGACCAGCAGGAGCAGUGGCAAUAGUCCUAAUGUCUACAAUUCAAAGUCUUUAUUCUAUCCAUAUGUGUCAGCUCAUCAUCAUCCUCAUACGCAUAAGGAUCUAUCGUCGAAUUGGAAACAGUUGAUUUACAAUUGGCUAUGGAUACAAUUCACUUGGCCUAUAAGUUUAUACGAUUUAGGCGUAUAUAUGCAUAAAACAUGUCAAGCGAAUUCUGUAACUUGCAGUGCUUUCAGUUUGAUUUUUCUACACUUACUGUUAGCAGCUAUAUCACACUUAUUCAUCUAUUGGACAUGGCUUCGACCGUAUAAUAUUAAAAGUCAUAAAAAUAAAUUCAGCACAGAAGCCUUAGUAUUAUCGUCAUCAUCGUCAUCGUCACCCUCAUCUUCGUCGUCAUUAUAUCGAAUAUUAUGCUCACAUAUAAAUAAUCCUAAUGCAAAUAAUUUAAUUUUAUGCUAUACACCAAAUCAUUUAUCAGAGAAUCAUAGUGAUAACAAUCAAUGUGUUAAUGUUUCAUUGCUUCCUCCGUCGUCGUCGUCGUCGUCUACUAAUUAUUCUACUGCUAAAAGUGAAUUUCAUGAAAAUAAUGAGUUAUUAUUAUCAUUGAAGGAAGGAAAAUCUCUGCAAAAUUUAACAUCAAAUGUGUCAACAUGUUGUUAUUGUUGUUGUCAUUGUUCUUGUAAAUCAUCACUGGCUUCAUCUUGUAUCGCUUCCUCUGCAUCCGCCUCGGCCUCCUCAUCGUCAUCUUCAUCUUCGUCAACUGUAGCUGAGGCAGUGAAGAUAGCAUCGAUAGCAUCAACUAUUUCACCAAUGAAUCAUGCCUAUCAUUGUAAUCAUUCAAUGCAAAAAACUAAUGCUAUCAUCAUCAAUAAUAAUAAUAAUAAUCCUGUAUUCAAGUCAAGUGAACAGGUUUUUAUCGAAAUUUACAAUGAUAAGGAUAAAAAUGGGAUUAUCAAUAAAAUAAAUAAUAAUGAUAAUAUGCAUACAACAUGUUGUAUGCAUGAUAAUAAUAAUAAUCAAACUAAUCGCUUUAUAUGUGAUCAUUCUAAUGAUAAGGAUUUCUAUUCUGCUGAGAUUAUAAAGGAAAUGAAUAUACCGCCUUCAAAUGUGAGUAUUGUAAAUGGCAAGUGUAAACCGUUAUCAAUGGAUCGGGGUGGAAUUUCACAAUCAUAUCAAUCGAUAAUUGUAUCUAAUAGGUGUUAUGAACAGCAGCACCUGCGGCAUCAGCAGCAACAACAACAACAACAACAGUUUUCAUCAUUACCUGAACUGUCGACAUCAUCAAUACAGUUAAACAAUCAAAUUCGAAAUUGUAAAAGAAAUUGUGAUGUACAGUCUAUUUCUCGAUUAAAAAGUCAUGAAUAUAUGAAGUGUACAAAUUGUCAUCCAUCGAUGCAAGUGAAUUCGUCGUCCACAUCGUCGUCAUCAGCACCAGCAUCGAUUUCACCGUUACCUUUACCUGACAACAUGUUCAGUAACAAAAAUACUAUGGAUGCUAAAGAUUCGAAACAUAACACAAACGGAUUAACUUCGAUUCAUCAAUUAUCAGGUCAUUUCAAUUCAGUAUCGUCGUCAGCGUCAACAGUGUCAGCAUCAUCAUCAUCAACCCUACAGAAAAAACAUUCACGACCGAAUAAAAAACGUAGGAGACGAAAAUUAGAAAAUAAUAAAGAUGUUACUACCUUAUUGUCAUGUAAAUUAUAAUUUUCUUCCCUAUUUUCUUUAUCUUUUAUGUUCAUGUCAUUUGUUCCUCAUUUCAUUUGACUUAAUGAUUAAUUGAUUUUUGUAUAAUAAAACAUUUCAAAUUUGUAUUUUAUGUUCUCUCUCCCUCCCUCUCUCUCUCUCAAAAAUAUCUACACUCAUCAUUUUUGCUUUUGAUUAUUCUUGUCCACUGGGUGGGGGGAUGGGGUAAAUUCUGUUUUCCCUUAUUUUCUUGAAUAUAUUUUCUUGUAAACUAGCCAAUUGUACAGAUUGAUUAGUGAUGAAUAGAAAUUAGGUUAUCAAUUUUUUACCUUCUUAAUUUAUUGAUUAAUUGAUUGAUUGCUAUCUCUUUUUCAACCCUUCUACAUCGUCGUCUUCUUCUUCUUCUGUGCUAUUUCUUUUCCUGAUGAACAAGCAUAUCAGAUUUGUGAACCCUUUUCAGAUAGGGAUGCUUUAUAUAUAUAAAUAUGUGUGUAUGUAUGUGUGUGUGUGUGUAUUAUUUACUUUUAUGAUUUUUAUGUUUCAAUGUGUUUGUUUGUUUGUUCAAUUUCUUGUCAAUAUGCAUUAUUCUUGUAUUAUUAUGAUUAUGAUUAUUACUACUACUAGUAUUAUUAUUCUGGAUAACAGAUUCAACAUUCCAUCGAUCUCUUCAACGGUAUUCUUUCUUUUUGUCUUCGUAUUUUAAUCCUACUCUUCAGGUGGUAGGUAGGUGUGUGUGGUUGUGUGUGUGUGUGCGGACACGCUGACUUUCAAUCGGAACUUUGACGUGUUGUCUAUAUAUGACUGACUUGUUUAUUUUUCUUUAUUUUUGUCUAAAAGUUUCUUCUAAACAAGAGGAAUGCACACACAGACAUAGAGACACAAAGGGUGCCAGGAAAAUUACUCAUUGUAUUUAUUUGUAUAAUUGUUACACACUGUGACACACACACACAUGCACACAUUCAUUUAUGUAUAGAUAAACCGAGUAUCUUUCUUCAAUUUUAAAAAAAAUGUUUACUUCUAGGUAGAAGGGGGUGGGGGUUGAAGGCCAAGAUAUUCUUGUUUUUAUUUUCUUUUGUUUGCUGUGCAAAUUAUAAAACUUUGUGUAUACUGUUUGUGUUUUCUUUGUGUGUGUGUGUGUGUGU